Molecule: messenger RNA, 3519 nt
Organism: Protomyces lactucae-debilis
Lineage: Eukaryota; Fungi; Ascomycota; Taphrinomycetes; Taphrinales; Protomycetaceae
Product: armadillo-type protein
Exons: 1
Coding region: 1-3519 (1172 amino acids)
Source: RefSeq, a predicted model, not a curated record
AUGGAGCGCAUCGCACAGAUCCGUCUGCAGUCCAGUGGCAAGGCACACAACCAGGCGCAAGUUGGUGUUGUGCUCGCCGCUAUCGAGGACACAAUCAAGGCGAGCGACUCACCCCUCGCCCCCACGUCGUACUUUGCAUCCCUCUUAGCAUUGCUACAGACCUGUGUGUCGGGCAAUAGCAUCACAAAUAACGAGACUGCCUAUGCGGCGAUAUAUUUGCUGGAUGCGGUGGUUCCAGAGACAUCAGCGUCACUUCUAUGCAAUCAGUUCACACAAGUACUGAACUUACUCGUACCGCUGCUCAAUGCGGAAGAUGCUGCAACGGUUCGUUCGGCAAUUGGCGUGCUACAAGGCUUACUAUCAGCCCAAAGCAUUGAAUCUUGGCGCUCAGCGACAACAGUACAAGCACUCAAGUCUCUUCUCAUGCUGGCCCUUGAUUCAAGGCCCAAGAUUCGCAAGAGAGCCAUUGAAGCUGUAUCUUCAAUCCUCAAAGCGGCGCCAGUGUCUUUGGCGAAAGAUGCCAUCGCAACGGAUAUUGUGGCUGAAGAGCUGCUCAAGUCGGCCUCAAGUCAAGUCGCGCAGAACGAUCAAUCAGCACUGCUGCACACGCUACAGCUCAUCAAGUCUGUUGCCUCAGCUGUCAGCUGGCCCGUCAAGUAUGUCGACCAGCUUUGUGACAUUCUACUCAAGGGAGUCUCUGAACUUGGUGAGGGCUUUGUCACCGUCACCGCAUUCGAGGUCUUUGAGCGUGUCUUUGAACAAGGCUCGCAGGAUGUGGAUCUUGUACGGCUACAGUCUCUUCUUCAAACAAUCGUCGGCAUGAAACCAAAUGACAAGGAUGCGAAUGUCCUGCCUCCGUGGCUCAAUGUCAUUGCUCGGGGUUAUGAACUCUACAGCAAAACCGAGCCAGACAGCGCUGCAGCCGAGGUCGGCACCAUUUUCAAAUCCAUCUUUCCAUUUCUACAAUCAGAACUAGCACCGGUGCGCAAGACUUGCUCUGACUGCCUGCAAUCUCUGAUUGUGACGUGCCUCAGAGAACGCAAGUCCACGCCUGCUGUUCAAGCGAUUGUUACGACGACGCUACGUGGUCUCAACAGUGGUGCUCGGUAUCGCGCGGCUCGUUCAGAAAUGUUUGACAUCGUACGGUCUUUGUUUGAUAAGCUCAAGUCCAAGGCGAAUCCUAUUUUGAUGGAGUCAUUGACUGUGUUGGCAGAAUCCCGCAAGUAUGUCCACGACAAAACUCAGAUUGAUGCAGUCUUCGGUGCAGCGAUUCGAGCUGUUGGUCCAGCACCCUUUUUCAAGGUGCUACCGCUUGAUUUGACCUCUGGUUCUGGUCGCGCUUGGUUGUUGCCUAUUCUACGUGAUCAUGUUCAGAACACCGAGCUUGACUUCUUUGUCAAGGAGCUGGUGCCAUUGUCCGAGACAUUCUUUCCAAAGACACUUGGCGAAGAUGUGGACGCGAAAAUCUUUCAGACCGUCAUUGAUCAAAUCUGGUCAUCUUUACCAGGCUUUUGCGACUUGCCUCUCGACUUGCCGACAGCCUUGACGCCUGAAAUUGCUGAGCUUCUAGCUACUGUCCUCUACAAGCAGCCAGAUUUGCGAGUUACCGUGUGCAAUGCUUUGCAAAAUCUGUGCUUGAAGCCGCAACAGCUGCUGGACUCUGAGCUGUCUGAUGAUGUGCUCACCUCAAGAUUUCAAUACACACGAGAAAAGGCAUCGGGUGAUCUCAAGCACAUGAAACAAUUCGCUGGCAAUUUUCUUUCUGUCCUCUUCAAUGUCUAUUCACAAACCUUGCCGAACUACCGUGGCAAUAUUCUCUCGACCAUCAAGGCCUUCUUCACUGUUGCUGAUAGCAAGGACAUUUCGUCAGCGUUUGCUAAAGUCAUACAAACACUCGACGAAUCAAUGGACGUGCCUGCAACAGGUGCCAAUGCUGGUGUGAGUGAGGGCAUGCCACCCGUCAAGCACACUGCAAUGGAUCUCAUCAUUGCCUUUGUCCCUCACUUGGAUCCCAAAUCGGCAGAUUUGCUUUGGGAAAUUUUUGUCGCUCAAGUCAGCAACGCACAGGACGCAGUCAUGCAAAAAAAGGCCUACAAAAUCUUCAAUGCCCUCGCUGAUGCUGGUUUAGCGCUGAAGAAACGUGCUGAUCAAGUACAGACCAUUUUGCUGGCCAAUAAAGGCGUUGCGACAUCUGUACGACGCGAUCGCUUGCAUGCGCUCAUCAAUAUGGUCAAUUUGAUUCCUCGCGAAGACCUCCACUUCAUUCCUGCCAUUCUUUCAGAAGCUGUGCUUUGUACGAAAGAGCAAAAUGAACGAGCACGACUCAUGGCAUUUGACUUGCUUGUACUUAUGGGCGAACGUAUGAAGGCCGGUGGCAAAGUGAAGAACUCACUCGUUGAUGGUAUGAAAGAUGCAGAAGACGCUGAAGCAUCUAUUCAAGAAUACUUUGUCAUGGUGCAAGCUGGUCUCGCCUCGCCCACACCCCACAUGGUCUCUGCCACCGUCACGGCAUUGGCGAGGCUGCUCUUUGAGUUUCAAGAUGACUUGUCGCCCACAUUCAUUGUUGAGAUGUUGGAUGCCAUGGAGCCCAUCUUGGAAAGCAAAAACCGCGAGAUUGCACGGGCGGCGCUAGGAUUUUACAAAGUCGUGGUCAUCAGUUUGCCUACCGACUUGGUUGUGUCACGUUUGCAGUCACUUGUUGCGCAUCUUGUGGGUUGGUCGCAUGAGCACUCUCGAGAUUUCAAGUCGAAAGUCAAGCAUCUCCUGGAACGUAUGGUGCGUCGUUACGGCUUUGACUUGAUGGAAAGGCAUAUCCCUGAUGCAGACAAAAAGCUGCUUGCCAAUAUCAGAAAGCAGCAAGAACGCAAGAAGCGCGCAAAGCGUGAAGAAGGUGAAAAUGCCGAUGCAGCACGCAAGCUGACUGGUGGUAACGCAUUUGACGAUGCUAUGCAAGAGUCGGAUGAAUCUGAGGAAGAAGUUGCUGAGGAGGAAGAAGUCACAGUCAAGCAGCGUGGCAAGCGCAGACCAGAUGGCCGUGGCGAGGCAUAUAUUCAGCACACGGAUGAGCCUAUGGACUUGUUGGACAAAUCCGCUCUGUCACAGGUGUCCUCCACACGACCCGAUUCAGCGACCGCCAAGCCUAAGGCGUUGCCCAGCGCACGCAGCAAGUUCAAGCAAGAUUUGGAUGGCAAGUACAUUUUCAACGAAAAAGGUGAGCCCAAAGCUGAAGCCGCUGUUGAAGGGAGCAGCGGUAUGGGUGCUCUUGUUGAAUCACGUCAAGGGAUGAAGAAGAACAGCAAAGGUCGUGUUCGAUUUAGCAACAAGCGUCAGCGCGACGAUGAUGAGGACGAUGACGGUGGCGAUCUUGCUGGCGACGCAGAAAAGAAACUGCGUUUGAGCGAAGGUGCAGGACGCAAAGGCGACAAGGGCAGAGCCCCAGUCUCGUCUACGAAGAAACUCUUCACAAAGGGCGCAGGUGGCAAAUCGCUCCAAGCUGGUGGCCGUAAAACGAGGAAGUAG